Messenger RNA from Cuscuta campestris, 3103 nucleotides. NCBI's taxonomy places the organism in Eukaryota, Viridiplantae, Streptophyta, Magnoliopsida, Solanales, Convolvulaceae. The record is from the annotation of a GenBank genome assembly.
ACAUAAAGUCGGUGGACAGCUGAUAAUGAAAGCUUGGUUUCGGCUUAAUCGGCAAAUCUCCGGCGAAAUUGUCUCUGGAAUGCGGUUUCCCGGCGAGACGUUCCUCGGCUCCGGUGACACUCUCAUCCUCGCACGCUUUCUCUCGCUACAUCUCUAAAGCGUACACGCCUCCGGCGGCCGGCGUGUGGAAUCUACGGCCGCGCCACCCUCAGACCUUCGCUUCGCCACUGUGAGAUGAAUGUGGUUCAGAAUAGCAAAAAUCGCAAUCUUGAUAAACCAUUUCCAGGAUGUUUGGGAAGAAUGGUAAACCUUUUUGACUUGAAUAGUGGGGUAUCAGGGAACAAGUUACUCACAGAAAAACCACAUAGAGAUGGUUCUCUGUCAAGGAGCAACUCAGAUGUGACAUGGAUGUCUUCAAAUGAGAUUCAGAUUCAGGAUAAAGAGAUUGUGUCUCAAAUUAGUAGAGAUGCUUUGAAAACAAAAGUAAAUGGAACACCAAUGAAGAUGCAUUUAGCCAAAGAAAUGUCAAAAGACAUAUCCUCCAAGUACAGUCCACCUAGUGUUGUAGCCAAGUUAAUGGGGCUUGAUGCCUUUCCAUCACAGCCACAAGUUUCUACUAUGCAUAGAGACUAUUCUGGAGGUCAUGAACAAAGUGCUGAGGGUAAUACAACUCUGAAUUGUUGCCACCAUAGAAGUGUAUCCUUAGACACAGAAGUAGGUCGGAAGUAUUAUCAAUAUCCGGAGCACAGUGAAUGCAAAGAUGUUUAUGAGGUUUGGCAUAGCCAACAGGAGACAAAUCCCAUGCGAAGUAAAUUGCCACAGAAGGGAAGAUUUAAUGAAACUUCAAAUGACAAGAAAGCGGCUUUUGUCCGUCAGAAGUUCAUUGAAGCCAAAUGCCUAUCUGUAGAUGAAAAAUGCCAUGACUCUAAGAAGUUCCAUGAGGCUUUGGAGGUUUUGAGCUCCAACACUGAUUUAUUCUUGAAAUUUCUCCAAGAACCGAGGCCGAACACUAUAUCUGAGCGUGUAUAUAAUCUGCAGUCUAUUCCUGCUCCUGAGACCAAGCGGAUAACUGUUCUUAAACCAUCCAAGAUGCUGGAUAAUUGCAAAUUUGUUGGAACUGGGAAGAAUGAAAAUGUGACGAAAGGAACCAGUCAGGUUGGUCAAGUGAACAGAAUAGAUAAACCCCAUCCAGAUCAUUCUGACAAUAGUACGAUUCAACCAACUAGAAUUGUAGUUCUAAAACCUAGCACGGUAAAAUAUCAUGAACUCAAUGCUUCGAGUUCCCCACCAUCACAAGGAAAAAAGUUUUUUGGUGUUGUGGACGAAAAAGAUGCUCGAGAAUCAAGAGAAGUGGCAAAAUCAAUCACACGACAGAUGCGUGAAAGUUUGGCCGGGCAUCGGAGAGACGAAACGUUGCUUUCUUCUGUGUUCUCCAACGGCUAUGUUGGUGAUGAGAGUUCAUUCAACAAAUCCGAAAGUGAGUGUGCCGCAAUGAACCUAAGUGAUUCUGAAGUUAUGUCACCACUGUCUAGGCAUUCAUGGGAUUACAUUAACAAUAAGUUUAACAGUCCUUAUUCUAUCUCCUCAUUAAGCCGUGCAUCCUAUUCUCCAGAAUCAUCAGUAUCGAGAGAAGCAAAAAAGCGGCUUUCUGAAAGAUGGGCCAUGGUUGCAUCUAACCGGAGUCAUCAAGAACAGAGACAUCCCCGAAGAAGCUCUAGUACUCUUGGUGAGAUGCUUGCUCUUUCUGAUGCAAAGAAGUCAGGAACACCUGACGGGGAAGGAAAUGAGGAAGUAAUAGAAUUGACUAGCUGUUCAGUUGAGGAUACAAACAUGAAUGAUGUUGAAGUUAAUUUACCAAAGAAUCUUUUGAGAUCAAAAUCUGUCCCUACAUCUUCGACAACAUUUGCUUCCCAGUUGAAUAUGAACGUUCCAGAUCUAGGGGCAGAAAUGACUGGGGGUUCUAGAGACAAAACAAAGGAAAGAAGCACAAAGUCAUCUCUGAAGGGGAAAGUUUCAAGCCUUUUCUUCUCGAGGAACAAAAGAAACUCUGAAACUGAUGAAUCUCCUUUCAUUGGAAAUCCUUCAAGUUUCCUUACAAAAGUGGAGGAAAAUAGAGGUGAAUGCAUCAUAGGAACAGGCGUUGAGUGCUCACCACCUGAUUUGCAUGGUUUGUCAGGUGAAGCUAGUUCUCCAGAUUUUGUUGAAAAACAAGGCUUGUUUGCUUCAUCAGAGAGUGUACCAUCUCUGAAUUUCGGAAAUCUAAAGGAGAGCCACGAACAACCAAGUCCUGUAUCAGUUUUGGAGACCUUUGAGGAGGAUGGACAUUCAGCAAAAUCAUCACUUGGUAAUAUAAAACCAUACUAUCGGUCAGGGGAGUUUUUGCCUCAUCAACCCAUUGGGUCCAACAAUCUAAUAGACAAAUCACCUCCCAUUGGAUCAAUUGCUCGUACACUGUCGUGGGAUGACUCUUGUGUAGAUGCACACUCCCAUAAACUGGCAGUAUCAACUUGUACACCCGAUGAAGAAGAACGUGAAUGGUUCUUCUUCAUCCAGACCCUACUCUCCGUGGCUGGCCUCGAUGAAGUAUCCAGGUGGCAUUCUCCAGACAGCCCACUGGACCCAUUACUUAGGGACACAUUCAUCGGUUUGAACGAAUCGCUGCAUGAAGCGAAACGAAGGCAAAGGAGAUCGACCAGGAAACUCGUGUUUGAUUGCGUGAAUGCUGCACUGAUGGACAUGGCCGGGCACGCUCGCGACAAAAAAAUGAAUUUUGAUUGUGACCAUAAUACCCUCUCGGUUGUAUCAGCCGACCGUGUUUGGGAACGGAUAAAGGGAUGGUUUGUCAAUGAUGGUGAGGACACCACCGCCAACGACCUAGCGGAGAGGAUGUUGAGAGAGGAGGUGGUGGGGAAGAGGUGGAGUGAGCAUUCGCGGAUGGAAUUGGAAAGUGUGGGGAGAGAGAUCGAAGCGAGGUUAUUGGAAGAGAUUGUGGAGGACGCCGUGGUCGAAUUGGCGGCUUCCAUGUGAAGCAAAGGGGCAAGAAGAGCUCUUCCUCUAUCUCUUUUGUGUACUAUUUUGAACUAACACUCUGGGUAUUGUUAUA